AUGGUAAGGUGCGCAAUCUUGGAAGCCGGAAAAGUUCUAUAUAAGGGACUAGUGCAAGGUGGUGAACCUAGAAUCCUCUUGCAGAGGGAAAGAGAACCAACUACUGCGGCAGCUCAGCAACCAUCUACUUCCGCGAUGAACACACUUCUGGCACUCUUCAAUGCCGGCGUUGUCGCCGUUAAAGUUUUCAAAAAGACAACACCUAAUGGCAAGGUUACAGUGUACCUUGGCAAACGAGACUUCAUCGACCACUUAGACCAUUGUGAGGUUGUAGAUGGUGUUAUCGUUGUCGACAAUGACUACCUCAAGGGAAGAAAAGUCUACAGUCAGAUGUCCACGACCUACAGGUUUGGGCGCGAGGAAGAUGAAGUCAUGGGGCUCAAGUUCAGCAAAGAGCUCGUCCUGACCAAAGAGCAAGUGGCUCCUGUUUCUAACGAGAAGAGAGAGCUGACUCCAAUUCAAGAUCGACUCUUGAAGAAGUUCGGCAACAACGCCUUCCCGUUCACCUUCCAAUUCCCAGCCAGCUCCCCAUGCUCCGUUACCUUACAGCCGGGCGAUGACGACCAGGGCAAGCCUCUGGGUGUCGAGUAUGCUGUGAAAACCUACGUCGCCGAAAACCCAGACGACAAGGGACACAAGAGAUCAUCAGUGACCCUGGCUAUUAAGAAGCUGCAAUUCGCUCCACAAGGUCGAGGUCGUCGCCAGCCCAGCUCACUGGUCAGCAAGGGAUUCACAUUCUCACAGGGCAAGCUCAACCUGGAGGUUACCCUGGACAGAGAAAUCUAUUAUCAUGGAGAGAAGGUGGCGGCCAACGUAUGUGUCAGCAACAAUUCGAGGAAGGCAGUUCGUAACAUCAAGAUCUAUGUCGUACAACAUUGCGAAAUCACGAUGGUCAAUGGGCAGUACUCCAAGCACGUCGCAAGUUUAGAGACUCGUGAAGGAUGCCCAAUUACUCCAGGCGCCUCCUUCACCAAAGUCUUCUACUUGGUACCUCUGGCUUCUAGUAACAAAGACAGGAGGGGAAUAGCUCUCGAUGGGCAUCUCAGGGAUGAUGACGUCAACUUAGCAUCUUCGACCCUCGUCGCAGAAGGGAAAUGUCCUGCAGAAGCCAUGGGUAUUGUCAUUUCUUACUCCUUGAGGGUUAAGCUCAACUGUGGAACUCUUGGAGGAGAGUUGGUCACCGAUGUGCCGUUCAAGCUUCUUCAUCCUGCACCCGGUUCAAUGGAGAAAGAUAAGAUGAACGCAUUGAAGAAGAGUAAGAGCAUCGAAAGAUCUCGCUACGAGAACUCCUGCUACGCUGAUGAUGACGAUAACAUCGUUUUCGAAGACUUCGCAAGGCUCCGCCUGAACGAACCUGAUGAAUAAAUAAACUGCUUCAAGUUGGGAUCAAUUAUAUUCUAUUAUGUUAUAAUCAAUUAUAAAAUUAUCUAUUAUUUUUAACAAAUAACCAUAUAAUAAUUUUAACCAGCAUGAUAUAUCACUAAAAGCAAACGUAUGUUAUUUUAAGGUGCUUGAACUCGUAUUGUUUUGCCCUUUUGCUCUUUUGUUAUUCCUUACUCGAAAAUUGAAAUGAAUUCGGUGCCAAAUUAAUUAAAUUGAUUGUGAUGAGUGCAAUUUGAGUACUCGCUGAUAUUUGACAGUCAACUUAGCAUAAUGUAAAACUAUAUGUUAAAUCUGAGAAUUAUUCUUAAUCAUUUGUUCAAUAGUAUUUCUGUUAAUUAUAAAAUUGUAUUUUAUUGGCUAGUGAAACGAAAGUAAUAUAUUGAUUAAAAUACUUAAGAGUAAUAUAUAAUAUUUUUAGAAUAAAUAAAUACAACCACUACCUUGGUAAUUUUGUUUUAUUUUAAAUAUACAAUAUAUAGCAUUCUCUCCUUACAUAUUUAUUUCUCCCCUAUUGUAACAUGAUAUUCAUUUAAACAUAUUAGCGCA
Messenger RNA from Nezara viridula (southern green stink bug), 1929 nucleotides. Lineage: Eukaryota; Metazoa; Arthropoda; Insecta; Hemiptera; Pentatomidae. The record is from the annotation of a GenBank genome assembly.